Octodon degus (degu) is the source of this 1758-nucleotide messenger RNA. RefSeq names its product chromosome unknown C1orf141 homolog (gene CUNH1orf141). The record is from RefSeq and is a predicted model, not a curated record. The transcript is spliced from 9 exons. The coding region runs from base 120 to 1523 and encodes 467 amino acids. Lineage: Eukaryota; Metazoa; Chordata; Mammalia; Rodentia; Octodontidae.
GGAGUUCUGAUCACAUGGGUUUCUACGAAAAACAGGCCUGUUUGUAAUUCUGUAAUUCAUUCCGUGACCUGCAUAGUUCUCUUAUUUGCCUAAAGCAGUAAUGUGAAGCAAUCUACGGAAUGACGAUGGCAGAAAGAGUCCUGCAGAAAUUAGACGUCCUGGAUGCGCAGGCAAAGGCCCUCCUGGACACACGAGCAAAGAAAAACAGGCUUCAAAAUGAAGAGAAAGGAAAAAUCUUGGUUACUCCCUUGACAUUUGACUUUCAUUUGGAAUUUGAAGAGGCUAUCGCUGUACCCACAUCUAAGGCAGCAUCGAGGAUGACAGCAGAGAAGUCAUGUGACACUAAGAAACCAAAAAAGUUUAUCUCCCUCAAAUGUGAGCCUGAAUCUAUCAAAAAUGAUUUUGAAAAGUCCAAUCUGAGACCGCAUAUUGGACCAUCAAAUAUAAGAAAUCAAGAUGGUAAGUCAAUAGAGUCAAAAGUAGAAGAAAAUCUAAAAUCAAGACCUAGAAGACACUUUCGUUAUCUGAAGGACGGCACUGAGGCAGAGUAUUCUCAGCGCAUACAAGGAUACAGAAGACCGCUGAAUUCUUCCAUCUUUUAUCCUGUAUUCAGCAACCAAGCUAGUGCUCACAAAAGGGAGAAAGACUCUACUCCAUUUACAGUUCAACUUGAAAACAAAACCAGCAAAUCACUGGAUUCCACUGGCCAUUUGGAAGGCUCUGGAAAUAAAAGAAACAGACCUCUGGCGAGUGACUUGAGGUCCGAAGAAAAGCAGGCAGCCGUAGGUGACCAGGCCAGUGCGUGGUGUUCAGCGAGAAAGGUCGGCUUGCUGCCCCUGUGCUUUGAGGAUGAACUGAAAAACCCAGACGCCAAGAUCAUCCCCGCGCCUCCGGUGGCGGCAUCGGCCAGGAGCGCACCACCUUCUCACGGGGUACAAGAUGACAAGAAACCCAUAAUUUUCCAUGAUACACAAUAUGUACAAACAUUGCUUUUGACAAAAAAUACCUUUACUGACCACAUUUUGGACAAUGAAAAAAAUCAUCCAUGUAAAAGGACAAAUUUUGUCUUGGAAAGAAAUUACGAAAUCCUCAACUCUUUAAUUAAUGGUGAAUCUGUUACUCUUUUGAAGCCCAAAAAGGCAAUGCACAUGGCAGGGGGAAGAUAUUUACAAGUUAGGUCAUGUGAAGAGGGCCACAGAACCACAAAGAAUAAGCCAAAGAAGAGUAAGGACCAGACGCUCGACACCAGGCCUUGGAGUACUCUUCACAACGCUUCCCAGACACUUUCCAGCUUGAAAAAAAAAACUGUGGAUUACCUCAAUAAAACUCCUAUUGGAGAAAGCAGCGCUGCGGCUGGCAGGUUUAGAAGGAUGCCUUCCGCAGCGAAGCCGACAGUCCCACCCAGAUUCAGGGCCUUGUUUCUCCGAAGUCAUUCAAAGCCUUUAAGAAAUAUAUUUGACCUACGUAAAUUAAAUAAUGCAACGCCAUUGGACGAUUUGUUACACUUCCCAAAAGGAAAUUAAACAAUUCCUAAGCUAUUGUGUAUGCAGCAACAUUGGGGCGACAAGAUGCAAGAAACGAGGUUCCACAUUCACAGAAGUCCUUACCCGAAUAGCAGUGUUCCCCUGGGUAGUGCAGGAAGCAAAGCAUGAAAUUGGAGUCAGGAUGGACAGUGGUCUGGUCAGCAGCAGUCAGCAGCCUGACCAGCUGUCAUCGGGCCACAGGGAAGCCUGCUCCUGACCCAGAAUGGUGCAAGUG